CAACGCGUCGACCCUACAUCAGCCUGAAUAUAGUUGUAGUGUAAAAUUCUGCGGAGAAAGCGAGGAGAAACGCAAGGGAUCAUGUCGGGUGCCCCGGAAGUUGUCAUGUUAUCGGAUACAGGACAGUGGUGGAUUUGGAAGGAGGAUGGAAAAGUUGCGUUGGUGAAUGACGGAGACGGUUCAUGGGAACCAUCGAGGAUGUUUGGAAGCAAAGACGUUUGGCUAAGAAGGCUCCUCCGGGACCGAAGCAACAACACUUGCACCGGAAGAGGCAGACAGUGGCGUGGCCAUGGUCAAGCGGCAUUUUGUCGGGAAGUUCGAGAUACCGGUGGACGGAACGGUCUCCCCGCAUUGGAGACGGCUUUGCCGUCACCCCGACCUACACCACGUCAGGGAUCUAAAGGCCAAGUUCAAGGCGACACGUGA
Branchiostoma belcheri (Belcher's lancelet) is the source of this 426-nucleotide messenger RNA. RefSeq lists its product as uncharacterized. The transcript has 3 exons. Lineage: Eukaryota; Metazoa; Chordata; Leptocardii; Amphioxiformes; Branchiostomatidae. The coding region runs from base 82 to 426 and encodes 114 amino acids. The record is from RefSeq and is a predicted model, not a curated record.